Rosa chinensis is the source of this 712-nucleotide messenger RNA. Its product is annotated as threonine synthase 2, chloroplastic-like. The record is from RefSeq and is a predicted model, not a curated record. NCBI's taxonomy places the organism in Eukaryota, Viridiplantae, Streptophyta, Magnoliopsida, Rosales, Rosaceae. The coding region runs from base 151 to 591 and encodes 146 amino acids. The transcript has a single exon.
UUAGCUAAUUCUCUGAACAGUUUGAGACUGGAGGGCCAGAAAACAGCAGCUAUUGAGAUUCUGCAGUAGUUUGAUUGGCAGGUCCCGGAUUGGGUUAUAGUUCCGGGAGGCAAUCUCGGAAAUAUAUAUGCAUUCUACAAAGGGUUUCAUAUGUGUAAGGAGUUAGGCCUGGUUGAUAAGAUUCCUAGACUUGUGUGUGCUCAAGCUGCAAAUGCAAACCCUUUGUACUUGCAUUACAAGUCGGGGUGGGAUGAGGAGUUCAAGCCUGUGAAGGCAAACACUACGUUUGCGUCUGCAAUUCAGAUUGGGGAUCCUGUUUCCAUUGACAGGGCCGUGUAUGCGCUGAAGAAGUCGGAUGGGAUUGUGGAGGAGGCGACCGAGGAGGAGUUGAUGGUCACGGAUUUUGACUGCUCAUUCAAGUCCGGUACCUCUCUUCAACCCAGCAUUUUGACUGGUCACGGAUCAGUAGAAAAGCUAACAAAGCAGCUCACCUUGUUGCUUCGUCGGCUCAUAGCGGGAAGUGUCCUCCUGAUUGGGUUCUCCAACCACCUUCCCCCUUACUUGAAAUUUUACUGUUCGAUGGUUUACUAGGUCCUUCGUCUGUUUACAAGUGGAUAAGGGUUCUGCUUGGGUUCUUAUUCCCCUUGCUUUCUGCUUAUGGUUCUCAUUACCAAAAAAAUAAAAAACCAUGUGCUUAAGGUUCUAACUUUCA